Molecule: messenger RNA, 846 nt
Organism: Gigantopelta aegis
Lineage: Eukaryota; Metazoa; Mollusca; Gastropoda; Neomphalida; Peltospiridae
Product: transient receptor potential cation channel subfamily M member 8-like
Exons: 6
Coding region: 1-846 (281 amino acids)
Biological process (GO): calcium ion transmembrane transport
Molecular function (GO): ligand-gated calcium channel activity
Source: RefSeq, a predicted model, not a curated record
AUGUACAGCACUGGUUUGGACUUUGGCUCAGGCGAAAUCGCAAAAUUCAUUAGCAGUAAAAUUGUUCAAAGAGAAUGCAAACAGUAUGCAAGAAACGGUAAAUCAACAAGUAACGUCUGCAAGUGUGGUCGUGAGGUUCAAUGGCAUACGGAUAAAAGCCUGGAAUGCAACCCUGAUACAGAUCAUGACGAUUGGAAACCAAAAACACACACUAAGACUAUGAACUGUGAUUCAUUCGGGGAGAUCUUCUUUAGAGGUGUCGGUCAUGGCACACGGAACUCUCCAUAUGUGCGACUAGCUAGUGACACUGACCUUGAUGAUGUCUGGAAAAUACUUACCAACUCCUGGCAUCUUCCGAUUCCAAAACUGCUCAUCUCCGUUACGGGUGGCGCCAAAUAUUUUGAGAUGAAGCCACGGCUAAAGGACAUGCUAAAACAGGGCUUGUGUCAUGCAGCUACCAGCACUGGAGCUUGGAUAAUUACCGGUGGUACAGGGACAGGAAUUAUGCAGAUUGUUGGAGAAGCGAUACAUGAAUACACGAUGGCCCAUGACGUUCAAGACCAGAAGCUGGUGGCUCUUGGGAUAGCCACGUGGGGAAUCAUAUCCAACAGAUCCGCAUUAGUUGGAAAAGGCGACAAGGGCCUGUUUCCAGCAACCUACGCCAUUAAAGAUGUCCAGGCUGACACACGAGAAGCUCCACUAGAUCACAACCACACUCACUUCAUACUCGUGGACAAUGGCACAGAGAACAUAUAUGGAGGGGAGAUCGAGUUCCGAACUGCCCUGGAAAGUUAUAUAUCAACAGGAGUAACAGGAGUGGCUCAAAACCAGAGUAAGUCUGAUUAG